Molecule: messenger RNA, 773 nt
Organism: Paramecium sonneborni
Lineage: Eukaryota; Ciliophora; Oligohymenophorea; Peniculida; Parameciidae
Source: the annotation of a GenBank genome assembly
CAAGAAUAUGAAAAGGUUAGGAAAAGAACCUUAAAAGAUCAAAGCCUUUAAUAUACUUCAUCUUGAACAUGUAGCUAAUCGAAUAGAUCAAUUAAUCAAUCCUACUUCUAGAGAGUAAUUUACUUAAGUGCGGUAAAUCAAACCAGGAAUUAAAUUUAUCAUUAACAAUAAAUUGACACCCUACAAGUAAAGACAAUCAGUUUUUGAAUAAAUUUAAUCUUCUCGAUCUAGUAUUAUUCAAACUCAAGAUAGAUAAAGAAAUUAGAAUAACAACAACACUUCAAAAAGUUCAUCAUUUUUGGAAAAAAAAAUAAAUCAAUUAAAAAAAGAACUUGGUGAUUUAUAAAAAGCUAAGCUAUUUGAAAAAAACAAACCUAUUCUUUCUGUUCAUAAAAUGGCUCUCUAAAAUAAUUUAUAAGAGAUUCAUGAUCAAAAAUUAUUGAUAAUAGACAAAAAACCCUAAUCAGCUAGAAAAGUAAUUGAUAAAUCAAUUGAAGAGUUGAAUGGUCCUUUGAAAAAGAAAUCACCAAAACAUAUGUUUUUAUAAAAUAUUGCUAUUGAAAAUUCAUCAAAUCACUUAGAACCAUCUGUUAUUAGUAUUCCAACACCAGAGAUAAGAGCAAAGAUAAAAUUUGCUCCUUCUCAAUAAAGAAGUGUUAGUUAAGGAUUGAUAUUAUAAUAAAAGAGACCAGUUAGGAUAUGUAACAAUGAUCUUAUUGAAUUUAAAGGUUGGGAUGUAGAAGAAGAAGAUGAUUACUUAAGAUUAGGAUGAA